UCCACAUUGCAUGUGCAAGAAACGUACACUACUCUUCUGCUGUAUAGUAGUACAUUUUUCUUUUUGACUGUCUCUCUUGCUUUAUCAUUUACUUGGUGAACAUAGCAAAAUCAAUUUCACAUUCUCCAGAACUUUUAUAAUAUAUCAUAUUAAUUAUAGUAUAACUUAAAUUUUCGUUAAAAGAAAAAUAUCAUUAAUUAUAUAACUUAAAUUUUCAUUUUAGUCGGUGAAGGAAGCAACCGUAAAAAACUGUUUUACCUAAUGCAAAUAAAAAAAAACAUUUCAUUUCUUUUUGAGAAAGUACGGUGUCGUUAUUUCUUUUUCUUUUUUUUUGUGUGUGGUACAUGACGCUUCGUCCGCAUUAAAAAAAGAAAGUAAACCGUUCUUCGGUAAUGAAAUGUUAAAUCACCGGUGAUCAUACUUUAGAGAUAUCUGAGUGUAGUCAGAUUCGAACUCAACUUUUUUAACGACGCUAGAACGUUAUGUUACCACCCGGCCACUAACGCGUAGUUUCAUCCACAUUGAAUUCAAGGUAGAUUCACAAUUUAGAGUUAGUAAAAAAAUUAUCCUUCACUUCCAGAACUAUAAGUUACCAAAAAGUAUAAGAUUAGACUACAUAAGUUGAAGCGAUAAACCUUAAUUUUUCAUGCGCAUACAAAACACAUAUUACAUUGCCGUCCACUGAUGUUUUGUUCCCUUAGUUACAUAUCAUAUCAUCAUAAUCUUCUCUGAGAUUGGUCUACGGGGCAUGGACGAUAUUAGUUUGCAUUGCUUUGCUAAAUCGGUUUUUUCUUUUGUAGACAAAAUGAAAAAGUUGAACUACUGGAAUUGGAUUAGUGGCAUUUGAACAAUAAUCCUAAUACGGUGAAUCUGCAAUUCGAUUUCCAUUGAUAUCGUGGGAACUUAUAGGUUAGUCGGUUUACUUUGGUCACCGAACACUGUGAUUAAUUCAAAAAAAAACAAAUGAAAAAGUUGUCAAGUUAUCAGUUGAUAAGUAGGAAAAAUAAAUGUUUACAAAAUAAAAAUAUCUUUUCAUAAUAAUAAUUGACCAAAAUACAUUUAAGAAAAGCAUACAUGCAUUUAAUUUUUUAUUAUUUUUGUUUCUCUAAGUAUCAAACAUGAGAUGACAAUGAACAAGGACGACUUAUUGGAGACCCUUCGUUCUGUCCACAUAAUGACCCGUCCAAUAAACGUAUACUACAUCUUCACUCUUUAGCUAUAUCGAUUUUUCUUUUAACGUUUACUCCUCUUACGUAACGAUCUCUAUCUUUUUAUCAUUCUAGUGUUACUUUAUCAUUUAUUUAUGUGAAUAUAGCAAAACUAAAAUCCAGACCCUUCUUUUUGUCCACAUAAUAUCCCCCGUCCAAGAAACGCAUGCUACUCUUCUGCAAUAUCGACUUUUCUUUUAACAUUUACCAUUCUUAAAGAAUUGAAAGUACUAGCUAGAUUCAUAUAUUUCAUAAACAAGAAAAAUAAACAAAAUAUUAUUCAUUAAGUUGAUAUCUCAAAUGUUGAGAGUCUCAUUUAAAAUCAAUUUAAAAUCAAUCUUUUUUUAUAUUUCAGUGGAGUCUUUAAUAUUUAAAAUGCUUAUAUAAUAAAAUAAUAUUUCCUCCAUCUGUGAGAUAUCAAAAAUUAACAAUUUUAGGAAAUGUUAAAAUAUUUGAUUACUGGAAACUAGAAGAGGAGUUGAUAGCUGAGGGUGUCUUGUUGACAACCGAACCUACUCACCUCGUCAACCAAAUUCCACUGGGACCGAAUGCAGCAGUUCUUAGAGUCGAAAUGGUUUUUAAACCUAAUGCCUAUAUCUGGAGACCUACACCUGAAAUGACAAAGAUGGGUGAUGCAGUACAUGGGACAAUAGCGUGGCCUCUAGAUAAGAUAAGACUACCUGAUCAAAAUUCACCUACUGAUCAACAUUCACCUACUGAAUCAAACAAGAUAUCCAAUCAGAGUGGUGGUAACAGCACUAGUAGUAGCAACAAAGGUGGCAAACAGAAGGUUGCUCUCUUGGACUGUCAUAACUUAGGACAGAGAGUUGCUUUAGGUCGUGUGUUCUCAACUGAUCCAGCAGAGAAAGUGCAUUUCGUUCCUUUAGGUCCCAAUGCUACGAAGGUUUGGGUAGAGGUUUCCGAGUUCGAUGGGGCUCGAGUGUGGAGGCCAAACUCUGAAAUCGAAUUCAUAGGUGAUGCAGUAGGAAGCACCGUGGCUUGGCCAAAUGAUAAGAUUGUGUAUCUCUAAGGAUUACAAUGUUGCUUUAGUGUGAACUUAUAAUGUAAUCUCUAAGGAUGUGUGAACAACUAUGUAAUAUGUCUAAGUUGAAUCUAUGAAAUUAAUGUUUAUUUAUAUAAGUUGAUGUUUUGUUUCAAAAUCCCAGAAAACGAAUUUGUGUAAAUUUAAAAAUAUAAAUAUAUGAAAAUUAAAAUUUAAAAUAUAUAAAUAUAUUAACAUUAUAUAUACAGCACAAAUGAAACUGCUAUAGUAGUACAUAUAUACAUUGCACUUUGGUAACUGCUAUAGUGGAAUUAACUAAAACAAACAGAAAACGCUAUUUAUAAAAUUAGUAAUAGCAGUAAAAAAACGCUAUUAAAUAAUAUUUAAUUGCAGAAAUAAAAGCGCUAUCGUAGCGGAAGAAAAGAUAGCACAACGAAAUACCGCUAUUUAAUGUCCUCGACCUAUUAUGACGGGCGAUGAUACAGCGCUUAACAAACCGCUAUCCUAUCGUUAGAUAGCGUUAUUCGUCCGCUAUAAAAACGCGUUUUUCUUGUAGUGUAGAUUCAUAUAUUUCAUAAACAAGAAAAAUAAACAAAAUAUUAUUCAUUAAGUUGAUAUCUCAAAUGUUGAGAGUCUCAUUUAAAAUCAAUUUAAAAUCUAUCUUUUUUUAUAUUUCAGUGGAGUCUUUAAUAUUUAAAAUGCUUAUAUAAUAAAAUAAUAUUUCCUCCAUCUGUGAGAUAUCAAAAAUUAACAAUUUGAUGAUGGAGAUAUUCUUGCUUGAUGCUAUCUCUAUCAUUUUUUAUCGUGUAUGGUGAAUAUAGCAAAACUAGUUUCACAAUGUUCCAAAAUUUAUAAAAUAUCUAUUACCUGAUUUUGAACUUGACAUUUCAUUUUGACUGGGGACGGCAGAGGUGGAGGAAGCAACCGUGUCCGUACGUAAUUUUAGAACACCCCUAAUAGUGAGUGUCAUUAAUGGUAACUUAAAAGUAGAAUAUUAUUAAUAAUUUAAUGUAACUUGGUUAAUAACUAAAAUUUUGAUUAGGGCUUUCUCUCUCUUCUCUUCUCUUCUCUUUGAGAGAGAGAGAGAGAGAUCUACAAAUCUCAUCCGUCUUAUCACAAUUCGAUCUUCCAAAAGGAUGCGAUGAAACUAUUUUUGUUGUUGUUUGACUGUAAAGUACUUUCAAUCUACGGAUCAAACUUGUUUCUUCGCUCAGGCGAUUAACCUUUUGCAUGGCGAUUUUUGUAGUAUAAUUUGAUCCAUAGCAGAGCUUUGCUUCAGUUUUCUUCUUUGUCUCUGUCUGGAUCGAUUAAUAAAAGUGUGAAUAAGUUUUUUGCUUUCCACUUCAAUCUUAGUUUUUAUCCCGUUGAUUUCUGGGAUAAGGACCUUCUUCAACGCUCACUCUGAUUUCUUACCAAGAGAAUCAGUCUUCGUUCUACUUCAGCCAUCUUAGAUGUUAAGCGGAGCAUCUAUGUUGAAAAUGAAAGAUAAAUUUGAAAAAAACUUUAAAUCGCUUAAGAAGAAGAUUUAGAAGUGUUAGUGUUCUCCAAAACGGCCCGGUAAAGGGUUUCACCUCGUCUUGAUUUAAGUUUCCUCUGGUAUAAUUCUGGUGAAUCAAGGUUCCCUUACUCAGUUAUUUGAGGUUAAAGUGGGAGGCUACUGUAUUUUAUUGGAAUGGUUGGAUAUGGCGGUGGAGAGCUAGAGCUUGAGAGGUGUGUUCGUGAAGCUUAUGGCAGCGAUGCUCAGCAAUGCGGCCGUGAUGGCCGCUUAAGGCAUGUCAGACGCAUGUCCAGGCGACGUGGCCUCAUGAAGAUCAUUCGUCAAAUUUGGAAAGUUUCUAGACAUAUCUUAAUUGGGUUGUAAUUAUUUUAUUUAGUAGGCUUAGCUUCUCCUUUGUUGUAAUUAAAA
This is a messenger RNA of Brassica rapa (field mustard), 4117 nucleotides long. RefSeq lists its product as uncharacterized. Lineage: Eukaryota; Viridiplantae; Streptophyta; Magnoliopsida; Brassicales; Brassicaceae. The record is from RefSeq and is a predicted model, not a curated record.